GCGCCACUUGUCUCUGACACUCUCGUCUGAUCUGUCCCUCCCUCCCUUCCUCCCUCUCUCCUUCCGACUUCCGACCGCUUGCCAGACUUGUUAUCGUGCGUUGACCACAACAUCACUGGUCAAACCACGAGUCGGUUGGUGGUACGGUAGUAAGACUUACUGCUUCAGCUCAGUGAGUUAGGUACGCGCUUUUCUUUUCAUCGCAGUCUUUAAUUAUUAUCAAGACACCUGGAAAAAAGACGUCCUGCUAGUGUCGUGAUUCGUGGUUCGUGUUUAUUUUGUUUUCUGUCGUCUGCUGCCGGACAGUUUCUCAUCGAAGUUCUCCAGUGUGAAGUGUUCGUUCCGUGGAUAGACACACAAUUGGAUUUUUUAAAGUCGGUCUUUUGGAGGCGGGCUUGGAAAAAAGAAAACAAUGACUAAGCUGAUUCUCCCAGGUUUACAACUUUAUUCUUCACUGGAUUUCCCAGACCUGCUUGUCCGACUUCUGAUGUGAAUUCUGCGAGUGCCUUCAAGCAAAAAGAGCUGAGAUACGCAUGAAAGCCACUUGUAUCCCAGGCUAUCCUGCCCGUAGUCGUGACAAAAAUGGACUCAGCCGUUCUCAGAGACACCAUGUGCGGUGAAUUCUGCCGUCGGAAUAGGAACGGCUAUAAGUGCGUUCAUCUUUCUGAGUAGUCUGGGAUUUUUCUUCUGUAUCAGAAAAAGCAUAAUGUGUGAACGGGUGCCCAUUUGAGAGAAACUUCAGAUUUGUGCUUUUAUUUUUUUCCCUCUACCUGCAAAGGGAUUUUCGUUCCAUGGUGUAAGAAAAGUCAUUUGGAAGAUAUAUUUUUCAAAUCUUGGGAUUCUCCCUUCUUGUCAGAAAUCAUAUUUUUAGCUCAAAUGUAGGAUUUAAAACGGUUGAUAAGUACCUAUUUUUUUGUAACAAAUAUCAGGGAUUUUUGGUACUGAUAAGAAAACGCAUCAUGUAUGAACGGAUGCCGCUCUAUCUCAAAUAAGAAUGGCUUUCCAUCUCUGCGACCAAAGCUGUCUCGUCUUUGUUUUCAUCAUCAUAAUCCCCGUCGUUAGAACGUCUUCAUCCUCGUCCACAUUCACAUCUGAAAGCGAAACCAAAUACGCUCGCGGCAACAGAGACCUCUCGUCGUUCUUGUCUUCGAUCUCAUCGCCUGCGUCUGACAAAAAUGACAAGGAAGUCUCCUACCUACUCCGGUCCUUUGAUCCGGACAUGGAGCCCCACCCUUCGUUCUCCGCUCCAGUGCCCCCGAGACGCAACUCAACCUUGACCCUGGGUUAUCUGGUGGCGGCGAGAAAGAGGUCUUUCGUCCCCUUCCAGACCUGGAAGACAAUCUCUGGAGCUUUGGCGUACGCCAUCGACAGGAUCAACCGAGAGAAGGUCAUCCCAGGCUAUCAGCUGACCUACGUCAUCAGAGACACAAGAGGCCAGACCAAUGACUCUCUCUUCGAGAUGUCCAACUUGUGGCGAGACGGGGUUGUCGGAUUUAUAGGACCGUCAAACGAGUGCAAGAACGAGGCUAUGCUAGCUGGGGCCUGGAACCUACCCAUACUUUCCCACGUCUGCUCGGAUGACGAGGUCUCGGACAAGAAACGCUUUCCAUCUUUCGCCCGGACCUUCCCACCUGCCGUCCAAAUCACCAAGUCGGUGGUGUCCAUGCUCAGACAUUUCAACUGGACCAAGUUCUCCAUCAUCUAUGGCAAGACUGACAGUAAGACGUACGAGUCUGUGGCUGUCCGACUCCAAGAGCUCGCGGAGGAAUACAACAUGACGAUCAAUCACGUCAUGGACUACCCAGAGCCUCAUCUCACGCUGGUGGCUGGCAACCCAUUCCCGAACAUUGUACAAGAGACUUACAUCGAGACUAGAGUGUACGUGUUCUUAGGUUAUCUGAACGCUAUGGUGGACAUGAUGAUCAACCUGAACGACAGAGGACUUCUGGACACUGGUCAGUACGUGGUCAUCUACGUAGAGUUCUUGGAGCACAUUGCACACGAGCCCUUCAAGUAUUUCAAAAGGACGUUCGACUCCAAUGACCUGCCCAAUAUACGAGGAGCCCGCUCGCUGUUAGUGGUCAAACCAAGUCCUCACCUUGACAUUGAAGAGUUCCACAACAACGUGAGAGAGUAUAACCAGAAACCCCCUCUCAACUUCACCACACCUGCAGACUGGAAAAAAGUUAUUCUUGUCCACGCGUCCUCCCUGUAUGACGCGGUUACUUUAUACGCCUACGCCCUAUCCCAAGUCCUCAAAGAGGGAGGGAGUUUCCUGGAUGGAAGAGCCAUCAUCAGCAAGCUGUUUGGCCACCAAUACACAAGUAUCCAAGGCUAUGAAAACAAGAUCGACAAGGACGGGAACCCAGAAGGAAACUACACAGUCUUGGCCUUCCAGCCUAUCAACAGCUACAACAUUAGCUACAACGCCAUUAGCAACUUCACAGUAGACGCCGUUGCGAACUUCCGCCUCAGCCCAGAUGGCGAAUUGCCGAAGUUUCACACGUUUGACGGAAAGAGGAUCAAGUGGCUGGGCGGGAAACCUCCAGUGGAUGAGCCAGCCUGCGGCUACAGGGGACAGAGAUGUCUGCAGCCAAAGUGAUCGCCCUCAUCGUGAUGCUGGCUGUGUACAGGAAUUGGCGUUAUGAGCAGGAGAUAGCUGGUCUGCUGUGGAAGAUCGACGCCUCAACCAUCCAGUGCAAUGAGAUGGGAACAGGCAGGUGGGAGCGUAAAGUGGUCAGUGAUGACAAUGUGAACGCAAUCAGCAACUGCGGUAUCAGUAUGGUAUCCAUGGAGUCCCGCAACUCUUACGCCCAGGUCUACACGUACGUGGGAAAAUAUAAAGGCCAAACGGUGGCUCUGAAGACCUUCAACGUCAACAGCUCAGACCUCACACGCAAAGACAAGAUGGAGAUGAAAUUGAUGCGAGACCUCCGACACACAAACGUGAACAGUUUCAUCGGUGCGUGCCUCGAAUCUUCUGUGCUCACUCUUGUGACCGCCUAUUGUGUCAAGGGCAGUCUUCAGGACGUCUUGGAAAAUGACGACAUCAAGCUAGAUCAGAUGUUCAUCGCUUCGCUUAUCAAAGACCUCAUACAGGGCAUGAUGUACAUCCACCACAGUGACCUAGUCUACCAUGGAAACUUGAAGAGCUCCAACUGCGUGGUGACCAGUCGCUGGACACUCCAGGUCGCUGACAACAGCCUCCUUGACAUUCGUAACUCAAGCUACAACAAAGAGGACCACUAUGCUUAUUACCGAAAUUUGCUUUGGAAAGCACCGGAAAUCCUGCGAAGUGGCGGCAAGAUCAAAGGUAGCCAGUCUGGUGACGUGUACGCGUUUGCCAUUGUCCUGCAUGAGAUUUAUGGCAGAGCUGGACCUUUUGGGAACACCGAAAUGGACCCACAAGGUUUUCUCACGGAUAACAGAUUUUUGAUCUUCAGCAUCGAGAGGAAGCGGAACAUCUUCGACCACAUGCUGGCUAUGAUGGAGAAGUAUCAGGAGCACCUGGAGGAGUUGGUGGACGAGAGGACGGAGCAGUUGAGCGAGGAGAAGAAAAAGACGGAGACAUUGUUGUACAGAAUGUUACCUAGAUCUGUUGCUGACCAGCUGAAAAAAGGAGAAGCUGUGAUUCCAGAGGCCUUUGAAUCUGUUACCAUAUACUUCAGCGAUAUCUGUGGCUUCACUUCUUUGUCGGCAGAAAGUACACCUAUGCAAGUUGUGGACAUGCUGAACGAUCUGUACACCUGCUUCGACUCCAUCAUCAAAAACUUCGAUGUCUACAAAGUGGAGACAAUCGGGGACGCCUACAUGGUGGUGAGUGGCCUCCCUUUGCGAAACGGGCACGCCCACGCGGCGGAGAUCGCCUCCAUGUCUCUGGCGUUGCUGAGCGCCAUAAAGUCUUUCACCAUACGUCACAGGCCGGAGGACAUGCUCAAGCUACGGAUUGGCAUCCACUCAGGUCCGUGUGUUGCUGGCGUUGUUGGACUGACCAUGCCGCGCUACACGCUGUUUGGGGACACAGUCAACACUGCAUCGCGCAUGGAGAGCAAUGGGGAGGCCUUGAAGAUCCACUGCAGCACCGAGUGUAAGCUCAUCCUUGACCUGGUUGGAGGCUUCCAUCUCGACGAAAGAGGCUACAUCGCUAUGAAGGGUAAAGGGAAUCAACUGACCUACUGGCUUCAGGGCGAGGAACCAGGCAACAGAACCUCCCAACGCCUAAGCACCCAUGGCAGUCAGCGAGAACUGGCCACUCUGGAGAGACCGACCCGAGGGAAGGGCGCCCUCAACCACUCGCCUCUUUCCCUUGACCACCAGCAACAACAACAGCAACAACAACAGCAACAACAACAACAGCAACAACAACUAACACAGCCAGUUCACGUACCAUGCGCUAAUGCACAGCCCCAGAACAUUGUGAGCGUUCUCAAAACACUGGACCAGCCGAAAUCAGGCUCCUUCUCUGAAGGUAUAAAUGGACUGCAAAGACAGUAUCUCAGCCCUGCUCUCAAAGAGCGAGCUCUGAUGGCGCCUAAAGGCUUGUCCGGCGAGCCCUUGGCACCGGUGAGGCGAAGUGAAACUUCUAGGAAGAAUAGGGAGCACGCUAGUAGCCUUUACGACAACUCCUCCUCCACACCCACAGAAAUCACCACGUUGCUAGUGGACCACCUGCCUUCUACGCCUAUCAAUGGCACCCACGUCUGAAGGUGAUAUGUGUCACGACGAGGUGGAAUCAGAUGUUCGUCAAUUUUUGGGCAUAUGGAGUUAUCGGUAAUAUCUUUAAAGCCUGUUCAUUUGCCUUUCUUUUCGGGAAAAAAAUUGCCAUCUAUGUUGAAUAGAAGUGGAAAUAUUUGCCAUUGAAAAGGGUCAGGGUUUCCUGGUUACAGAUUUAAAAUCAGAGAGAAAAUGGCCGCCAAAGUUUGGUAGCUUCCAUAGCCUGAGAGUCCGUGAAUAUAGAAAAAAA
Molecule: messenger RNA, 4963 nt
Organism: Aplysia californica (California sea hare)
Lineage: Eukaryota; Metazoa; Mollusca; Gastropoda; Aplysiida; Aplysiidae
Product: receptor-type guanylate cyclase Gyc76C
Biological process (GO): protein phosphorylation; receptor guanylyl cyclase signaling pathway; intracellular signal transduction
Molecular function (GO): peptide receptor activity; protein kinase activity; guanylate cyclase activity
Source: RefSeq, a predicted model, not a curated record